AUGCGGCUAAGCGGCUACGAGGUCCAACAGCAGCAACAACCUCAACAACAACAACGGCAGACAGAUCCUCGGCAGGAUUUUUUCGAGAGCUCUGCAGAACCUUCUCCCGAUCCUCCUCUGUCGGCUGGAACGCAAACAGCAGCAGCGCUCUGCGCAUCGCGUGAGGUGUACAGACAGCUUCCUGCGAGUGCGUGGCCUUGCCGGUUCGUCUUGGAGGCUUUUUUAGAUCUCAAGAGACAGCGAGCCGCCUACUCUGUAUGUACCCCGGCGGUUCGUCCGGCAGCAGAUAUCCGAGCACCUCGUGCAGCAGUGAAUGCAGCGGCUCCCGUCACGCUCAGACAGAUCAUUGCGGAUUUGAACGAACUCCAAGGAGACGCUGUCUCGGAGCAGCACAAGGAGCUUCGCAAGACGCAGGAGGCGUUUAGCGCUGCGGAUUUGUCUGUCAUCUCCAGUAAGAUCCGGUCUCUAGACAACAAUGCCUCGCCCUUCCUCGCAGGGGGAUGCUUCCUUGUACUCAAGAACUUCAGCAGCAGUAGCAGCAGCAGUAGCAGCAGUAGCAGUAGCAGUAGCAGUAGCAGUAGCAGUAGUAGCAGCAGCAGUAGUAGCAGCAGCAGUAGCAGCAGCAGUAGCAGCAGCAGCAGCAGCAGUAGCAGUGGGGAGUUGGGCUGUCCGUCCAGUCGUUGCAGUGCGCGGCUGCAGCUGCUGCCUUUAGAGGCUUUGGACAGUCUUCGUGACCUUUUGCCCUUCCAGGAGCAGCUGUUGUCGCAGCAGCAAGAGGAGCAGCAGGAUGCGCCCCAGGUGUACUUGUGCGUGAUGGAUCCGUCUUCGAAUACGAAUGCUUUGGGGUGGCCUCUGCGUGGCUUGCUGCCUGCUUUGAGCGCGCGAUUCGCGUUGGGAGGGCGCCAGCUGUCAAUUCUUUCCUUCAGAGACUGGCUCUUAGAUCUUCGUGUGGAGAGUGCUGCGGCAGCGGCUGCUGCAGCCGAAGCAGCUGCUGUUGCUGCUGCGCGCGAAGCAUCGAAGUGCAACGCAGCAGAGGGCAGCAGCGAAGAGGCGGCUCUUGCAGCAGCAGCUGCAGCAGCAGCUGCAGCAGCCGCAGCAGCAUGGGGGCAGGUGGUUGCACCGCUCUCUCGAGUGUUUGUCGCGCAACUGCCGACUGCAGCAGACCUCGCUGGAAUUUUCACGCCUGCCGCCCCAGAGCAUGCAGCGCCUGCAAGUGUGACCUUCCCCCUGCAAGCUCCUGCGGGAGAGCGACGGAGAGCUUCGAUGGUUGUGGCGCGCUUGAAGCGAGUAGUCUCUUCAGGAACCUCCGAGAACCCCCCACGGAUAGAGGCCUUGUUUCAUGUGGACUUAGGGCGUUUUCUCGAUCCUCGUGUGAUGCAGCAGGAAGCUGACGAUCUCAAUAUCCAGCUUAUCAGAUGGCGUGUGCUGCCCACCUUCGUGCCGGAGUCUUUGCAGUCUCUUCGCAUUUUAGCAAUCGGCGCAGGAACUCUUGGCUGCGGCGUUGCUCGACUCCUCGCCGCUUGGGGUGGUGGCUUGGGUCGACUCAAGGCAGAAGCUGCCCGUGAUGGUAUCCUGGCUGUCAGGCCUAGCAUGGAAUGCAACGCAGUAGUGCUCGACGUUCCCAUGCCAGGGCAUCCCCGAUUCUUGCUGGGUGGCUUGCUGAGUCGCGGUGUUGCCACAAUGGAGCGCCUUGUGGAUUCUCACGACGUCAUCAUGCUGCUUACGGACAGCAGAGAGUCUCGCUGGCUGCCCUCCUUGAUAGUCGCGGAGAGGGCACUUGAUGAGCAGUGCACUGUUACUAGGCCAGGCAUUGGGGCCUUAGCCUGUUCGGUGGCUGUAGAGUUGUUAGCAGCGCUGACACAACACCCCCUUCGCUUCGCUGCUCAGCACUCCGAGACAGAUCCCCUCGCAGGAGGCAGCGCUGCUGCUGCUGCUGCUACUUCGCAACAGCAGAAACACCAACAGGGGUUCUCCUGUCUCGGUGCCACGCCGCAUAUGAUAAGAGCAAACUUUGCAGGUGGGCUGGCUGCUGCCGCUAAAACGUUCUGCUGCCCUUCUCUGCUCUCCUCGCUCUCUUUUGUAGCUCCUUCGCCGACCAAUACCUACCCUCUUGCUGCUCUCGCCUUUUCGUGA
This is a messenger RNA of Cyclospora cayetanensis, 2133 nucleotides long. RefSeq lists its product as uncharacterized. The record is from RefSeq and is a predicted model, not a curated record. Gene Ontology annotation, cellular component: membrane. The coding region runs from base 1 to 2133 and encodes 710 amino acids. NCBI's taxonomy places the organism in Eukaryota, Apicomplexa, Conoidasida, Eucoccidiorida, Eimeriidae. Gene Ontology annotation, molecular function: ubiquitin-like modifier activating enzyme activity. The transcript is spliced from 6 exons.